AUGUUCCUGGUCCAACCAGGACUGAGCUCGGAGCUGGUGCUGUUGACGGUGCUGUGCAAGGAGAAGGAGAAGAUGAGGCUAGUUCUCAACCAAUCGAUGAGGUUUGACAGCCUUCAAAUUGCUAAGGAUCACUACAAUAGCUACGCCCUACGGAUGGGUUUCUCUGUCAAAAUGAACACCUCUAGGCGGACAGGUCGCACAAAUGUAUUGGUAAAAUGGCAGUUUUGCUACAACAAGUACAAGAAGCCAAAAGCUGAUGAUGGAGGAGCUGAGGCUCCUCCUGUCCUGGACCCUAUACCAGAUCCAAAACCUGUUGACACUGAUGAGGAAACGGAAGAUGAACCUCCAAUCUUUGCUGAAGAGGAGGCUGGUCCUAAGAAGAAACGAAAAUGCGAGACAAUAAAGCAGACUCAAUGCAAGGCAAAAAUGUUGGUGAAGCUGAUGGAUGGGCGAUGGGAGGUGACGCACUUUGUUCGUGACCACAAUCAUCCGCUGGUGAACAAACCUUCGUUGUCCAAAUACUUGAGAUCCCACCAAGGACGUAUGAUGCAUGUAAUGGCAAAGUUCUAUGGAUCUGAGAUGAUGGUGCCGUUUGGACCAAAGGCAAUAACAAAUCUGUGUACAAGUUUCCGUAGAGAUGACACAAAGGAGGGUGACAUGACUGAGACAAUUGCGCACUUCAAGGAUAUACAAAAAACCGAUCCAGACUUCUUCUAUAAGGUAAAAUAUGAUGAAGAGGACAGAGUUUUCAACAUAUUUUGGGUGGAUGGCUCAGCUCGAAAAGCUUAUGCGGAGGCGUACCACGAUUGCAUAUCGUUUGACACCACCUACAUGACCAACAUGUACAAUAUGCCGUUCGCGCCCUUCAUCGGAAUAAACCGACAUGGCCAAUCUUUCAUGCUGGGUUGCGUGUUUGUGAGGCAGGAGUUGGCAUCAAGCUUUGAUUGGGUCUUUCGAGCAUUCGUAGAGGCUAUGGAUGGCAAACCUCCUGACAACUUCAUAACCGAUCAGGAUGGUGCAAUGAGGCAGUCAAUACAGAGCAUCUUUCCAUCCACAGUGCACCGCUGUUGUCGAUGGCACAUCAUGAAAAAGGCUCAAGCAAAAGUUGGUUGGCUGCUGUGCCGGAAUCCAGGGCUCUCUGAUGAUUUCAACUACUGUGUUGACUUCAGCUUCACUAUACACGAGUUCUUCCCCUUCCUGCAGUCUACACAGCGUAGUGAGGGGUUCAACACCGUCCUAAAAAGAUAUGUGAACCCACAUAAUUCAAUGCUGAACUUCGUCAAGCAAUAUGAAAAAAUUCAGAACCACAUCCUUGCCAAGGAAGGCUGCAAUGAUUACAGGACAGAACACCUUGAGAUUAAGCUAUGGUCCAACUUCCCAAUAGAGAGGCAAGCUUACGGAACCUACACUAGGGACCUUUACCGCAAGUUCAUAGAAGAGUUUGUGCUGAUUGGACGUUAUAAUGCGUUCCUAGUUGGUGCUGGCCUUUUUGAGCUCAGACCGAACCAGGAAUUUGUUGCCAAAUAUGGUUCUCAAAACUACUUGGUGCAGGCGAGGGUGGGGGAGGGUUCCUAUUUGUGUGAGUGCUGUAAAAUUGACAAGGACGGCAUGCUCUGUUGCCACAUCCUCAAGGUGUUCACCCAUCUUGGAGUUGAUGUCAUACCGAAAAGGUACAUGCUAAGACGGUGGACACCUACUGUUGUCCCUAGUGCGCCAGGGACCGGGUAUGAGCAAACAGAUGAAAUGCCUCCUCAAUCAAAGAAGCAGAUAAGGGAGAGAAACAUGAUAUACGAUUUUCGGAAACUAGCCAAGUUUGCAAGUGGCUCUGAUGCAGCACGGGAAAUUGUGAUGGUAACCCUCGAGGACCUCCUCCACCUCGAGGCCCCCUACAUGGCAUGCUCCGCCACCUUCUCCCCCGCCUGGCCCAACAAGCAGUGCCCCGCGUGCUCCUCCCAAUGGCCCUACAGGGAGUACUCAGGGGGCUCACCACCCAGGUGA
Molecule: messenger RNA, 1998 nt
Organism: Aegilops tauschii subsp. strangulata
Lineage: Eukaryota; Viridiplantae; Streptophyta; Magnoliopsida; Poales; Poaceae
Product: protein FAR1-RELATED SEQUENCE 5-like
Biological process (GO): regulation of DNA-templated transcription
Molecular function (GO): zinc ion binding
Source: RefSeq, a predicted model, not a curated record